Zeugodacus cucurbitae (melon fly) is the source of this 1768-nucleotide messenger RNA. Its product is annotated as juvenile hormone esterase. Lineage: Eukaryota; Metazoa; Arthropoda; Insecta; Diptera; Tephritidae. The transcript has 6 exons. Bases 36 to 1703 code for a protein of 555 amino acids. The record is from RefSeq and is a predicted model, not a curated record.
ACUUUGGUCAGUUGAAAGUCGCGAUUACUCACUAAAUGUUCGAAUUGAGAAUGCAGUUCUUCAAUAUAAUUGGCAUUGUCAUCAUUGCAACCGCAUUAUAUCGCGCUAAUGCCAUUCAAGUGGAUACUUCAUUGGGCAAGAUACUGGGUACAACUCUUAAAUCCCGAUUAGGAGCAGAUUUCUACGCGUUCCGAGGCAUACGCUAUGCGCAAUCGCCUGAAGGAGAAUUACGUUUUCAGAAUCCCAAGCCAUAUCCACCCUGGAAGCCAGCUAUUUUGGAUGCGAUUGAGGAUGGUCCCAUGUGUCCACAAGUAACGGAAAAUGUAACCGAUAUGUCGGAGGAUUGCCUACGUUUGAAUGUUUAUACCAAGGACUUAAACGCCAAGAAACCGGUCGUGGUAUAUUUACACCCGGGUGGCUUUUAUUCUGUAUCAGCGCAGAGCAAAAACUUUGCUGGUCCUGAGAACUUUAUGGACCGCGAUAUUGUAUUGGUGACUUUAAACUAUCGCUUAGGCACAUUGGGAUUCUUGGCUGUGGGCAGCGCUGAAGCACCCGGCAACGCUGGAUUGAAAGACCAAGUUGAAGCGCUACGAUGGAUUCAGAGUCAUAUUAGUCAUUUCGGUGGGGAUCCGAAUUCGGUGACAUUAUUCGGCUACAGCGCCGGUAGUUUCAGUAUUGGCUUACACAUGAUGUCACCCAUGUCAAAGGGAUUAUUCCAUCGCGGUAUUAUGAUGAGCGCAUCGCCAUUGGGACAGUUUGACUACGAAUCACGGCAGAAGAGAUUGAGCGAUAGACAAGCGGAAUUGUUGAAUUGCCCUAAAGAACCCGCUUCUGACUUAGUGAAAUGUCUGAAGAAAAAACCAAUGAUGGAUUUUGUUACAACCUCGGCUCAAAUGUUUGAUUUCAACUGGAAUCCUAUCUUGAAUUGGUUGCCAGUGAUCGAGGAGGAUUUCGGACAGGAACGCUUCUUGGUGGAGAACCCGUAUAAGACCAUACAAAGUUCUAAUUUCCAGAAAGUACCAAUUAUAAUCGGAAUAACGGAAUAUGAAUUCGUCGAAAGAGCUUAUUAUCUACAACUUAAUGAAACAACGAAAAAAUGGUUGAAUGAGGAAUUUGAAAUGUAUGCACCCAUCAUUCUUCUGUAUGAACGCGAUACCGCACGUUCCAAGAGUAUAAGUAAAACACUGCGGUCCACAUAUUUAGGAAAUGCCACCUUAGAGUUGCCGAACACGUUAGACUCUUUCGGGAAACUCUACUCGGACGGAAUUAUUGGUUUCGAAUAUCACCGAUUUUUGGAUCUGUUAUCUCGUGUCACGACAGUCUAUACAUACCUUUUUACUUAUAAGGGUCGAUACAGUCAUUUCACUUAUAAUAACGAGGUUUAUGGUGCUGUACAUCAUGAUGAAUUGCUAUACCUCUUGCAUGUACCCGUCAAGACACCGCUUUUCAAAAAAACUGAUCCCGAAAAUGGUGUUAUUGAAAAUUUAACUCGCAUGUGGUCACAAUUUGCUAGAACCGGAGAUCCGAAUAAUGCGACAGAUGAGUAUCUGAAAGAUAUCAAAUGGCCAGCUUACACCAACGAUAAGAAGCCCUAUUUGGUAAUAGGAAACGACUUGGAUGUUAAAGAGGGUGGAAUCUUCUCACAGCGAUUCCAAAUUUGGGACGAACUAUUUCCGGUGCCAAAGUUCAAUAAAUGUCACUAAUUACUUACAUAAGUACACAUUUAUAUUGAUAUUGAAAAAAUAAAAAAAAAUGAUUUUUGAACAUA